Molecule: messenger RNA, 2846 nt
Organism: Corythoichthys intestinalis (scribbled pipefish)
Lineage: Eukaryota; Metazoa; Chordata; Actinopteri; Syngnathiformes; Syngnathidae
Gene: tox4b
Product: TOX high mobility group box family member 4 b
Exons: 10
Coding region: 83-1948 (621 amino acids)
Biological process (GO): regulation of transcription by RNA polymerase II
Cellular component (GO): nucleus
Molecular function (GO): chromatin DNA binding
Source: RefSeq, a predicted model, not a curated record
CCGCAGCCUUGCGUCAAAUCCGGCUAAAAGCUAAACUGACGUGUGGAGAUCCACGUAAGGAGGGGUUAUUUUGGGCGUCCACAUGUUGGGAUUCCGUCGGCUUUUUGUCAGAACCUGCCCGCUCAGACAGAGCGGGCAACCUGAUGGCGAUCCAGAGUUUUUGGAUCCACAGCCGUUCAAUGGAUUUGAUACUGAUAACAAGUUUCCCGGAGGGGGCGAUAACUACCUGACCAUCUCUGGGUCCGGCCAUCCCUUCCUGGCGCCCUCGGAGACCUUCCACACGCCCAGUCUUGGCGAUGAAGAGUUCGAGAUCCCACCCAUCUCGCUGGACCCGGAUUCGUCCCUCACCGUUUCUGACGUUGUGUCUCAUUUCGGGGAGAUGUCGGACGCGAGCCCUUCCGACAGCGUGGCGGUUCCCGGGAACGCCGUGGUGGAAGGCGACGACCCCUCCUUCGCCUCUACUUUUGUUCAUCCCCCGUCUCAAGGUCUGGAGCACCUGAGUUUGGGGGUCAUCAAUCAGUCCGGAGGCGCCUUGCUGGGUUCAUCCCUGGGAAUGGAUUUGGGUCAUCCCAUAGGAUCGCAGUUUAGCGGCUCGUCCCCGGUCGCCAUCGAUGUCCCCCUGGGGGACAUGACCCAAGGACUGCUGGGCUCCAACGUACUGACCACCAUCGAUCAGUCGGAGCUUAGCGCUCAACUGGGUCUCGGGUUGGGGGCCGGGAAUAUUCUGCAGCGGCCGCAGUCGCCGGAGCGCCCGCUGUCGGCCGCGGCGUCACCCACGAACUCUCUGCAUGACGAUGACGUGGACGACUUCCGAAGGAGCAUCCUGGUGGAGUCCCCAGUCUCUCAGACCUACUGUUCCGGCGUCAUCUCUUUGGACUCUGCCGUGGCGCCGCCGUCCGGUCCCAGCGCGGGCACCUCGGCGGGAACCGCCCGGAAAGGAGCGGGCGGCCGGGGUGGCAAGUCGAACAAGAAGAAGGAAGACCCCGGCGAACCGCAGAAGCCUGUCCCGGCAUACGCGCUAUUCUUCAGGGAUACUCAAGCAGCUAUCAAGGGACAAAACCCCAAAGCCACGAUUGGAGAAGUCUCCAAGAUUGUGGCAUCCAUGUGGGACAGCCUCGGAAAGGAGCAAAAACAGGUUUACAAGAGGAAAAACGAGAUAGCCAAGAAGGAUUACUCAAGAGCACUUGCAGAGUACAAAGCCACUCUAAACAAUCAGGUCCCCAUCCAAGUGUUGGACUCGGCGCCGUCGCCGCCUUCACCCGCGCCGCCGCCGGCUCGCCUUACCAGGGCUCAACAGUACAACCCGGAGGAGAACACCAUCACCAACAUCUGCACCUCCAACAUCAUCUUGGACCUGCCUCAGGUCACCACGCGUUCCCGCACGGGCGCCAUCAGACCGCAACCCGCACCCGAAUCCAACCCGCCCACAGUCGCCAAGAUCAUCAUCAAGCAGACGCAGCUGCCCUCCGGCGGCGUGUCGGUCACGGCCGUGCCGGCUCCGUCGGCGCGACAGCCGCCGCCGCUUCAGCAGAUGCAGAGCACGCCGCCGCCGCCCAGGCUUCAGCAGAUGGUGCACGCCCAAGCCCCGCCGCCCCUGCAGGCCAAGCCUCGGGGAGGCGGCGCCGCGGUGUCCGCAGCCCCGCCGCCUCUUCAGAUCAAGGCGGUCCCGUCGGCGCGCCAGCUCGAUCCCGUGGAUACGUCAGAUGCGGGGGAAGUGAUGGAGACAGAAGAAGGGAUGGAGGUGGAGGUGAAAGUGGCUCCCGGGCCUGGCGUCGCGCCCGUCGCCGGCCCGAACAUAUGCGUGCGCAACGGUUGCACCAACCCGGCGGUGGACAGCAAAGACUGGGAUAAAGAGUACUGCAGUAACGAGUGUGUCGCUACACAUUGCCGGGACGUGUUCACGGCCUGGUGCGCCAUCCGAGGACAGAACUCCACCACGGUCACCUAGCGGAGACACCCCAGUGACUGAUCCAUCAGUUUAUUUUUUCAGCGCUUAUCCUGUCGGGGCUUAUCAGGGAGCUGGAAUCUGCCUCAGCUCAACGUGAAAAGUGGACUACAACCUGGAUUGGUCGCCAUUUUAUCGCAGGGCACACAGAAACAAACAUUGAAACCUACAGAGACUAAGGACGAGUCACUGACUGGACUUGAAUUGACUUUAGACUUGGACCUAACUGAGCGUAAGCCAGAUGAGGCUCAGUUCGGAAUCGAGACGCAGCUACGGGCUUUGGGUUUUUUAGUUCUUUCCGAAUAUUUGACUGUACUUUUGUACGCCAUCCAGGAUGAAGGUGUUUCCAGCAAAGCCUUCGUUCGUAUCAGUCAAGUCGUCCGGGUGGUCGAGUUUGUCGAUUGUGUCUGUAGGCGACCGCUCAAAGGCAGCUUGGGGAUAAAAAAACUCACCCGGUCGCCACGUGUCCAAGCUAGCUUACGGGAUAAAACGACACUUGGGGAAAACUGGUGCUCAGAUUCUAGAAAACAACCCAUUUUCUGUCUUCUCGCUUGAAUUGUUGUCGUUAUUACCUGUGAUGCGUAUUGAGUGUCUCGUCGAACAUCUGAGGUGAACACUGCAAGUGGAAAAAGACAUGCUGUCCAUGCUACUGAAAAAUGACUGAGAAUAAAAUGUUUUGCGUUUUAUUACGUUGGUUUUUUUAAUGUCUGGGACCUGGCGAAUGACACCCGUGCAUGUCAAAAUUUUGCCUAUUUCAGUAACUUGUAAUCAUUUUUGGAAACAAUUCACCAAAACAACAUGCUAAUUAUUAAUAAUAUAAAUAUAAGUUUUAGUGACUUGUCAAGUGUUUUAUGGUUUCAUUGUCAUAAUUAAAAUCAUUUGGGUGACUCGUUUUAGACUC